Aspergillus aculeatinus CBS 121060 is the source of this 1324-nucleotide messenger RNA. RefSeq names its product SDR family oxidoreductase. The record is from RefSeq and is a predicted model, not a curated record. Gene Ontology annotation, biological process: phosphatidic acid biosynthetic process; triglyceride catabolic process. Gene Ontology annotation, cellular component: lipid droplet; endoplasmic reticulum. Lineage: Eukaryota; Fungi; Ascomycota; Eurotiomycetes; Eurotiales; Aspergillaceae. Gene Ontology annotation, molecular function: acylglycerone-phosphate reductase (NADP+) activity; triacylglycerol lipase activity. Bases 257 to 1147 code for a protein of 296 amino acids. The transcript is spliced from 2 exons.
UGUGUGGCAUUGCAUGCUCCGUAUUUUGGUCUUCCCGGUUGACCGCAACACUUGACUUCUUUGUUUCCACUUUCAUUAACCUUUUCCUUCUGGAUCUCUCCCCCCUGUUCUUAUUGAAUCUGCUGCCAUGUGUGAUAGCAUGGUCUCCCGCAUAAAUAAACCCCUCGCCGCAAGGUACCAACCCCAUUGACUCCAUCCACCAUCCACGAGUCCAAGUUCACCCCCACCCCCCCCUAAGCCCACCCUCGAGGUCACAAUGCCCCCAAGCCCGCCCAAAACCAUCCUGAUCACCGGCUGCUCCGCGCAGGGGAUCGGCGCCGCCCUAGCCCAACAGCCCGCCCAAGAGGGCCACGUGCUCUUCGCGACGGCGCGCACGCCCAGCAAGAUCCCCGCGGAGCUGCGCGAGCAAGCCAACGUGCACGUGCUAGCCCUAGACGUGACGGAGGCGGCCUCCAUCGCCGCGGCCGUGCACUCCGUCACCGAGCACACCAGCACAAGCGGCAACCACCGAGGACUGGACGUGCUCAUCAACAACGCGGGGACGGGGUACACGAUGCCGCUGGCGGAGGCGGACCUGGAACGCGCGCGGGCGGUCUACGAGGCCAACGUCUGGGGCCCCCUGCAGCUGAUCCAGGCGUUCCAGCCGCUCCUGGUCGCCGCGCGCGGCCGCAUCGUCAACCUGAGCAGCGUCGGCGCCGUCGUCCCCACCCCCUGGAUCGGCGUGUAUGCCUCCUCCAAGGCCGCCCUCGUCCAGCUGUCCGAGACCCUGCGCCUGGAACUCCAGCCCUUCGGCGUCGGCGUCGUCUGCGUCAUGGCCGGCACCGUCGCCACCGCCUUCCACGCCAACGAGCCCGAGGUCCGCCUGCCGCCCGCGUCACGGUACGCGCCCAUCCGCCGCAUUAUCGCCGACUGGGCGACGGGCCGCGCCGGGCCUCGGAAUGCGUCCUCCCCCGAUGAUUUCGCUAAGGCUCUGGUCGAGGAUGUCGUGCUCGCGGAGACGCUGCCUGCCGGGUUGGUCUGGAAGGGGCCUAAUAGUGCCGCGGUGCGGUUGCUGGCCCGCUGGUGUCCGGUUGGGUUGUUGGACCGCAUCAUGAAGAACGGUCAGGGACUAGAUGAGCUGACCGAAAGCCUGGAGGGCAAGAAGUGAAGUGAAGAGAGAAGUUUCCGAUUGUCUACAAUGAGGUCUGUUCUAUAUGACGGGCUAGUAAUAGUGGUGGGUUGUGGAGAAAGGAAAGAAGAGGAGAAAUUGAUGGAAUGUAAUGUACUGUACAAAUUUUCAAAUUACUGCAAGACUGGAUGAAGGAUUCCAGAGGAAUAUUUGGGC